Messenger RNA from Tachysurus fulvidraco (yellow catfish), 2108 nucleotides. Its product is annotated as CD209 antigen-like protein C. The coding region runs from base 101 to 970 and encodes 289 amino acids. Lineage: Eukaryota; Metazoa; Chordata; Actinopteri; Siluriformes; Bagridae. The record is from RefSeq and is a predicted model, not a curated record. The transcript is spliced from 9 exons.
CUGAGUGAGACCAAGAUACUUAACCUGUAAUCACACUAGCAAGCAGAAGUCUCCCAUUUCAUGUGUUGUGAAGUAAUCGCAAGGUUCAAGAAUACAAGCUAUGAGUUUUGAUCACUGCAAAAUGGACAGUAUUGAAAACUAUCACUCUCCAACAGACACAGAGGAUGAUAUUUAUGUGAAUACAGAAGACUGUCGUGCAGAGCUGAAAAAUUCAGGAUCACAAGCAGUGGAUGAUGACAAUGUGAACACACAGCAGCUGCAUCCGAAGACUAAACAAUGCACAGCUUCAUCUAGAUACAACAACAUCAUAUCUGCUCUUGGUCUUCUGCUGCUUGGAGCUUUAGCAUCACUCUGUGCUGUAGGGAUCUUGUAUCACAAUAAAGUUGUUUCCACUGAGAUGUUAAGUGAAGGACACGAGAACACUACAGCCGAACUGAUGGUGCUACAAUACAAAGCCACUGUUUCAGAGGCAGAACAACUGUAUGAAAUGCUGAAGGCCAAAUACCAGGGAGUUCAUGAACGUCUCUCUGCAUGCAAUGCAAAACAAACCUGUACACUUUGUGAGGAAGGAUGGAAGUCUCUUGGUUUAAAGUGUUACUACUUCUCCACUCAUAAACUGAACUGGACACAGAGUCGAGAUUACUGUGUGGAGAAAGGAGGUCACCUGGUGAUUAUAACCAGCCAAACUGAACAGAGCUUUUUAUUCUUACAAAUUGGAGAAACACACUGGAUUGGCUUGAAUGACUUGGAGACUGAGGGUCAGUGGAUGUGGGUGAACAACCAGCCCUUAAACGAGACGGGUGUAAUGUUCUGGUAUAGGUCUCCACAGGGAACAAGUGAGCCUGACAACUGGAAAUUUGAGGACCCUUCUGGAGAGAACUGUGCUGCUCUUGGUCACGAGAUCGGUAACCCAGAUAAAUGGUUCGAUGCUUCAUGUCGUAAGCAGAAACAAUUCAUCUGUGAAAAAUAAAAUACCAGCUUUACUUUUAAAAGCAUGUUAACCUCUUUUUGGACUAGAGUAAAUCUUUUUUAAAAGGUCUUGAAUUUCAGACCUACAGGUUCAAAUGCCUUAUUUUAAAGGGAUGAUCUAAGUUUGUGUAAAACUCUAGACCAGAAAAACAUGUAUACUCUAUAUAUUUUAUGGUGGAAAAAAAUGGCAAAUCAUUGACAGCUAAUUCUUUCCACUCUUGCCAUUUAGAUAACCAUUUAGCUCCUUAGCUAGCAUUUUAUUGUAUUAUUGCAUUUUAAAUGUAAUGUGUGUUAUUUAUUAGAGAUUUGCAUUAUGGCAGUGUUUUACGUUAACAAUAUUAUGUUAUUGACUCAAGAGAAAAGCAGUAAACAGAAAACAGCUGCUUAGGUUUAUAGAAACUUAUAAAGACGACACUUGAACAGAUUUAGAUUACCUUUAGUGUCUUGAGCAUACCUUCUAGAUAAGGUGUAUGCAUAUGACGUUAGAAAUGUUCUAGCAUAAGUACUAUUUAAAACAUAUACCAUUUCAAUAGAAUAUUAAUGGCUGAAAAUCCCCAUUAGUAUUCUUUUUUCCAUUUAUUUUGUCACCAGUUUGUAGUACUUGCUUAUUAUUGAGGACUGCACAUUUUUACUAAUGCCAACAUGUUUGCAUACAUUUAAAUAUGAAUAAAAGUUCCAAAGGACAGGUAAUAAUAUAGAUGGUUUUGUUGCCAUAAACUGCAGUAUUUAAUGCAGUAUUUUAUUUGAUUGGGCUGCAAUGAGGCAACAAUGAUAUUAUAAUAAGAAUAACGUUGGUUAGGUUAAAGCAGGACCAGGUCAAAGCUCUUUAACCUGAACAUCACUUAGUUUUUAUUUUCAUUUGAAUUUACCUAGACUUGCCACUAGAUGGCAGUAAUAAUUUCUGAAUUGUGGUCAUCCUACAAUACAAAUUUUUAUAUUCGUUUGUCAUGAUAUUCUUUAGGAAAAUGACCAACUGUCAUUCAAAUAGGUGAUAAGAAUAAUGCACAAGCUUUGGGUUUUGGACAUAAUGAAGUCAGUCUGUCUUUUUGCUAUUUAUUUUGCUUGAGGGAGAUUUGUAUUCCUACGUUGAUCAUGUAAUUCUAUAUACACAUAAAAUACAAUAAAAAAAUUAUACACGA